Molecule: messenger RNA, 1183 nt
Organism: Cannabis sativa
Lineage: Eukaryota; Viridiplantae; Streptophyta; Magnoliopsida; Rosales; Cannabaceae
Exons: 2
Coding region: 365-970 (201 amino acids)
Biological process (GO): proteolysis
Molecular function (GO): cysteine-type peptidase activity
Source: RefSeq, a predicted model, not a curated record
UAAGAAAACGUGCUACAAGCUUGAAAUCACCUUUCACACCGUGGCCGAGGAAACGUCGAUACUCUAAGUUAGAACCACCUACUUUUGAUCCUUUCAGGCAGCCUAUUGAAGAGGAUGUGCAAGCAUUCUUCAGGUGGUACAAUGGCGAUACAAACGGUAGAAGAACCAUUCGUUGUGGCCAGACAUCACAUGAUAGAAGUUGUUUUGAGAUAUUGUUGGCAAAGCAACGGUAUAUUGAUAGUGAGGUAAGCUUUAUCAUUCGAAUAGAUCAUAAUUAUUAUAUCAUAUUAUCAUCAUAACUAACAAUGAGAAAAUAAUUUUUUGGCAGCAUGUAGAUGAAAUUACCUAUUUAUUUAGGAAAAGAAUGGAUAAGUUUCAUAAUGUCUUUCCAAAAGAUAUAUGCAUAUUGACAGAUGAGUUUGGACAGCGUGUGCGUGCUCUGUACAAAGAAUCUCGAGAGGAGAACAAUAAUGUAUGUAAGACCAAUGAAGAGCUAAUGAUGUUUGGCGAAGGUACCAGGCCAAUUAGAGGAAGAAUUUGGUCAGAUGUCAAUUACUUCUAUGUGCCUUGGAAUGAUGAUAAACACUGGAUGUUAGUGGUAGUUGACAGACAUAGUUGGACAAUAUUGAUUUAUGACUCGAUUCCAGAUCACUGGAUCUCCAUAGAGGCAAUGAAAAAAUCUGUGGAGCCACUUGCAGCAUAUUUUCCUUUUUUACUUAAAAACAGUUGCCAUAUUGGGAGCCUCCAUCAUCAGUGUAGUGAUCUCAUGAGUAUAAAAGUAGCUCCUGCAAAUACUGUUCCUCUGAACAAGAGAACCGGAGAUUGUGGUAUAUUCAUGCUUAAGACAAUGGAAAUGCACAUUGCUGGUAAGUGCAACGAGUCAGCUACAAUGUUGCUCAACGACGACAACAUAGAUACAUACAGGAAGGCAUAUGCAGUUCAAUUAUAUGUGGGUAGUGCAGAUCCUUAAUUAACCAUGUCUUUGUUCGUAAUUCUGAAUUUUGUAAUUUUGUGGAUAAACUUGAAUUUACUCUGAACGACCGCAAACGACCUUGAAUUUAUACUAUGCGACCAUCAUGGUCUUUUAUGUUCUUCAACAAACUUUAAAGAACUUGAAUUUGCUCUGAACGACCAUAAACGACCUUGAAUUUAUACUAUGCGACCAUCAUGGUCUUUUAUGUUC